Molecule: messenger RNA, 1175 nt
Organism: Triticum aestivum (bread wheat)
Lineage: Eukaryota; Viridiplantae; Streptophyta; Magnoliopsida; Poales; Poaceae
Product: THO complex subunit 4A
Exons: 5
Coding region: 107-940 (277 amino acids)
Biological process (GO): mRNA export from nucleus
Cellular component (GO): nucleus
Molecular function (GO): mRNA binding
Source: RefSeq, a predicted model, not a curated record
GUGUGCCAAUUAAUUAUCGCUGCCGUCUCCUCCCCCACGACUCCACCCUCCUCCUCCGCCGCCGCAGCCGCAGCCGCCGUGCGAAUCUAUCUCGAGGGUGGGGGAGAUGGCGGACGCCCUGGACAUGUCCCUCGACGACCUCAUCUCCAAGAACAAGUCCUCCUCCCAGCGCGGCCGUGGCCGCCGCAACCCGGCCUCGGGUUCGGGCUCGGGCUCGGCGUCGGGAGGACCCGCACCCGCCGGCCGCCGCUUCCAGGCUCGCGCCGCCACCCGCGCUGCCGCCGCGCCCUACCACCAAUUCAACUUCCCGCCCCCGGCGCCGGCGGCUUUUGCAUAUGCUGCCCAGCAGGCCCAUGCCCAUGCCCACGCCCAGGUGAUGGCCAUGGUGGCGCCGCCGACCGGGGUCGAAACGGGCACCAAGCUGUACAUCUCCAACCUCGACUACAACGUUUCCAACGAGGACAUCAAGGAACUCUUUGCUGAGGUGGGCGAUCUCAAGCGGUACUCCAUUAACUACGACAAGAGUGGGCGAUCAAAGGGAACUGCAGAGGUUAUAUUUUCAAGGAAAUCGGAUGCUCUAGCUGCUCUAAAGAGGUACAACAAUGUGCAGCUUGAUGGCAAACCUAUGAAAAUUGAGGUCAUUGGAACAAAUAUUGAGGCACCACCACCACCACCUGCUAUUUUUACUUUGAAUACCCCGACGAUAGGAAACUUCAUUCCUUCCUACAGUGGCGGACGUGGAAGGGGCGGUGAUGGUGGUCGGGGAUGGCCUCGGGGCAGAGGUGGAUUCGGCGGGCGUAGUGCUGCUGGGCGUGGUCGAGGGCGUGGUGAUGUUGGGCGUGGGCGAGGGAGGGGAGGGCGUGGCAGUCAGCCAGUUUCUGCCAAUGAUCUAGACGCAGACUUGGACAAGUACCACUCGGAAGCGAUGCAGACCAGCUAAAUGGCUUUGGCCCUGCCGCACCUGCAUCCCGCACAGCCAUUAGCCUUGUGUAGGAAUAGAUGCGGCCAUGUAUUUUAGAUUGUAAUUUGUGAGACAAAUGAAGCGUCUGUCUUUUGUUGUGUGAUGAUCAACGUGGUGCGUUCCAUUGUAGCUCUAGUUUCUCUUCCUCUGAGUUGUAGCAGUUGAGACGGUUGGACUAAGAUGAGAUUUUUAUAAAGGGUGAUCACAAGUGUUA